Molecule: messenger RNA, 3945 nt
Organism: Vicia villosa (hairy vetch)
Lineage: Eukaryota; Viridiplantae; Streptophyta; Magnoliopsida; Fabales; Fabaceae
Product: nuclear intron maturase 4, mitochondrial
Exons: 1
Coding region: 456-2990 (844 amino acids)
Biological process (GO): mRNA processing
Source: RefSeq, a predicted model, not a curated record
AGAGGGGAAACCAUCACACCUCCAUCUAAAAUCGUAAAGCAUCAGAUAUAUGAGUAUUAUUUCAUAUGAAUCCAACAUCUCCCUCAUUCAUACUCAAGAUAUACCUUCUGAUAUGUGCACUCAACAAAAACAUUAGAAAUAACUAGGUUGAACGAUAAUUCCAAAAUUCAAACCAUAGAUCUCAAAUUAGUUUGAUGAAUUUAAAUGCCAUGCCGUAGUUUCAUCUAGUUAGUUGAAAAAAAUUGUUGAUCUGAUUCUAAAAUCAUUAAAAUGUGUUCAAUGUUUUCCUUUACCUUCCCACAUCCAGAACACAGGUGCCCAAUGCCCACUCAAAGAAGAGUGAAAUCAAACCUGUUCCAAACACAACAGAAUCGACUUUGUUCAAAUUGAAUAGAGCUGCAACACUAGCAACAACACACAUAGUCCUUUCACUACCGUCACUGUCCCAAAUCCCAAUGACCAAACUCACCACUUCUCAUUUCCUCAAACCCCUUCACACUCUCUCCUUCCUCAGACUUACCUCUUCUCUCUCCCAACCCUCCAACCAUCAUGACAACACUCUAUCAAAACCCACCCUCGCAACCGAACUCGCCUCAUUAAUCCAACCCGAAUCCCCUACCGCAAAAACCUUAAACCCUAAACCCCAAACUCGCACGCAACUCAAACGCUUCCUUGAACUCCAAAUCAAAAAACGAGUCAAAUCAAACCUCUCCCACAACACCGGCAAGUUCCACAACUUACUCCAAAACGUCGUUUCAAAUCCCCAAACCCUCAACGACGCUUACAACAUCAUCAAACUCAACUCCAACAUCAUCCCUAACAACCACCCCGUAACCGCUUCCGCAAAUAACGCAAACGGUUAUUUCAUAGAUGACGUGGCACAUCAGCUUAACGAAAAUCUCACUAUCCACCCCGUAACCGUUUCCGCAAAAUCCGGCGUAGAUAACGGAAACGGUUAUUUCAUCGAUGACGUGGCAAAGCAGCUUCACGAAGGUAGCUUCGACGCAAGCGCGAAUACGUAUUCAAUCUCCACAAGGAAGAAUCAGAAAAAGAAAGAGUCUCGAUUGAAAGAGGAUGAGGAUUUUUCGACGUUGAUUCUUCCGAAUUUGAAGCUGAGAGUUGUUCAGGAAGCGUUGAGGAUUGUUCUGGAAGUGAUUUUCAAGCCGAGUUUCUCGAGAAUCUCGCACGGUUGUCGGAGCGGGAGGGGACGUGCGGCCGCGUUGAAGUAUAUAUGUAAAGGUGUAGUGAGUCCUGACUGGUGGUUCACUUUGCUUGUGAGGAAGAAGUUUGAUGGUUUGUUGAUGGAGAAGUUGGUCUGUGUGAUGGAGGAUAAGAUAGAGGAUGGUUGUUUGUUUGAUUUGAUGAGGAGUAUGUUUGAUGCUAGGGUUUUGAAUUUUGAGUUUGGUGGAUUUGCUAAGGGAGAUGGUUUGCCGCAGGAAGGGGUUUUGUCGCCGAUUUUGAUGAAUAUUUAUCUUGAUAUGUUUGAUAGUGAGUUUCAUAGGUUGGCGAUGAAAUACGAAGGUGUACGUGCUGGUGGAGAGGUUGUUGAUGGAGAGAAGCCGUUCUCAGCGUUGCGUGGUUGGUUUAGGAGUCAGUUGAAUGGUAAUGGUAAUGGUAGUGAUGAUGGUAAUGUUGGUGUUGUUGAGAAUUCGGGUGUUAAAGUUUAUUGCGUUAGGUUUAUGGAUGAGAUUUUUUUCGCGGUUUCUGGUACGAGGGAUUGUGCGGUUAGUUUUAAGUCUGAGAUUGAGAGUUAUUUGAAGGAAUCUUUGAUGUUGGAUGUUGGAGAUGGAACUGAUGUGCUGCCGUGUGUAGGGACUAGGGGUGUUCGGUUUUUGGGGACAUUGGUAAAGAGGAAUGUUGAAGAUAGUAAUGCCGUGAAAGCGGUUCAUAAGAUGAAAGAUAAAGUUGAGUUGUUUGCUUUGCAGAAGCUCGAGAGUUGGAAUUACGGGACGGCGAGAAUAGGGAAGAAAUGGUUGGGUCAUGGUUUGAAGAAAGUAAAGGAAUCAGAGAUCAAACAUUUAGCUGAUAGUAGCUCUCUCCUUAGUAGGGUUUCCCGUUUCCGAAAACCCGGGAUGGAAACCGAUCAUUGGUAUAAGCAUUUGUUGAAGAUAUGGAUGCAGGAUGUUCAAGUGAAAAAUGCUAAAAGUGAAGAAAAUGUCUUGUCGAAGUUCGUUGGAGAGCCGGCUCUUCCGCAAGAGCUAACGGAUUCCUUUUACGAGUUUAUGAAACAGGCCGAGAAGUAUAUAUCGGCUGAGGCAGAUUCUAUUCUCAAGCUUUUGCCAAAUAAUAACAGCUCAGAAGAAAAGGUGGUUGCUAAAACCGAAAUCAUUGCUCCUGUCUAUGUCAUAAAGAAACGUCUCGAGAGAUAUGGAUUGACUACACCAGAUGGAUUCCCGCGGUCGGCUAAUUUGCUAGUCAUGCACGAUACAAGUGAAAUUAUUGACUGGUUUUCUGGGAUUGCUUGCCGCUGGCUGAAAUGGUACGAGAACUGCGCAAACUUCAAUGAAAUAAAGCUUUUGAUAUCGGAUCAAGUUAGAAAAUCAUGCAUUCGUACUUUAGCAACAAAGUAUCGGAUACAUGAAACCGAGAUAGAAAAGCGGUUUGAUGAAGAACUUAGCUGGCUUCCACAAGCGCAUGACGCGGAGAAGGAGACAAUGAAUGAAGUAUCGGGUGUUGAAGUUUUUGACAAUGACGAGGCGUUAAUGUAUGGAAUAGUGUAUAGCGGUUUGUGUUUGUUGUCUCUCGCAAGAAUUGUGACCGAAGCAAGACCGUGUAAUUGUUUUGUAAAUGGGUGCUCAGCUCCAGCACCAAGAGUCUAUACUCUUCAUGUAAUGGAAAGACAAAAGUCUCCAAGCUGGAAAACUGGGUUUUCAACUUGCAUUCAUCCAAGCUUAAAUAAACGGCGACUAGGGUUGUGUAAGCAACAUUUGAAGGAUCUGUAUCUUGGUCAUAUAUCACUUCAAUCCAUUGACUUUGGUGCAUGGAAGUGAGUGUCUUCAGUUUUAUGAUCAGAAUGUUUGGUCAUUGGGUAUUACUUCAUUUCGUGCGUGUUUGGAUUCGAGUAUGGCUGAAUCACAAUUAGCCACUGAAGUUGCAAAAGCUACACUUUAGAGCUUCAACAUAAUCACGGUGCCACCGUGAUACUACCACGCAUACUAAAGAUGAAGAUUCUAUUGGAAGUGAGGUGUAUUGUUUAGUUGGGAUUAUCACAACCAGAAUGCCCAGUCCACCAUAGUCCAAAUGAAGAGGAGUUAUCAGAAGUCAGAACCUUCACCUCACUUGUCAAUCGAUCAUGAAUGUAUCGCGAUGCCACCACUUUAUAGGUGUCUGGUAGAAUUAUCACAACCAAAAGUAAAGCUUAAAUGUGAAUCACCAAAAUACUCAAAUUUUGAGAUGUUAUGUUAUCCUUGUGGCUGGGCUCUCCAUAGACAGAGCCAUCACUCUUGAAGCCCGUCGGUGAAAGAAUCACCAAUGAAACAAAUCAAUCCAUUGUAGGAACCAAUUGUACCAGAGUAUUAUUUGUCGUUCAAAUGAUACUAAGGAUCAACAGAAAGGCUCAACAGAUUCUCAAUUAAACAUUGUAUGAAGUGCAGGGGGACCUGCAUGGGAUUUCUGUGACGUGAUUUGGGGUUAGUGUGAAGUGCAGAUUCCAUGCUACCGAUUUCUUGAGAUGCGAUUUCACGAAGGCCGGGAUCAAAGAUGAGUGUUAUCCAAGACUUACUCACACACAUAAGUUGCACACGAGAUUUCACAUGAAGAAUGGAUAAUACCUCGCUGAUGAUAUCGUCAGGGAGUUCCACUGACGAUGGAGUCAUAGACGUGGCUGAUUGUAUAUAACAACAUGAAGAGUUUCCUAUUCUGUUUCUUUACUUUUGUUUGAAGGAUAGUACCACGCAUCUCACUAUUUUGAGUUUCUUAUAUGCUAAACUCAUGAUAAUACACUAA